This is a messenger RNA of Perognathus longimembris pacificus (Pacific pocket mouse), 1617 nucleotides long. RefSeq names its product zinc finger protein 709-like. The record is from RefSeq and is a predicted model, not a curated record. Lineage: Eukaryota; Metazoa; Chordata; Mammalia; Rodentia; Heteromyidae. Gene Ontology annotation, molecular function: RNA polymerase II cis-regulatory region sequence-specific DNA binding; DNA-binding transcription factor activity. The transcript is spliced from 5 exons. Gene Ontology annotation, biological process: regulation of transcription by RNA polymerase II.
AUGCAGAAACUGAGGAUGGAUUCAGUGACCUUUGAAGAUGUGGCCAUAGACUUCACCUUGGAAGAAUGGGCUUUGUUAAAUCUUUCCCAAAGGAGGCUCUAUACAGACGUGAUUUUGGAAACAUACAGCAACUUGGCCUUUCUAGGAAUAAGAAGAGAAAAUAAGAAAAAAGACUGCAAAACUCCUAAGAGACACGUAAGAAAUGCAAUGGUAGAGAGAGUCAGUGAAGAGACAGAAGUUACUUUUCAUGUAGAAUCUAUACAACAGGUUUGGGACAAUAGUGUAAAGAAGAAGACUCUUACUGGAAUAACACUAAGUAUGAACCAUGCAUUUGAGGAAAUCAUGCUGAGACAUUCACCCAUAAAUGUACCCCUUGAUGUUCACAGUAGAAACAAAAAUUUUGAAUAUCAGGAAUAUUUAGGUAGGAAUUCUAACUCUAAGGAAUGUGGAAAUCCUCUCGGGAGGUCGAGGAACCUAAAAAUCCACAGAAAUCACAUCCAAAAGAAACCCACUGAAUUUAAGCAAUGUGGGGAAACCUUCAUUUCUUCCAGUGUUUGUCGAAUACGUGAAACAACUCAUACAGAAGAGAAACGCUAUGGAUGUAAGCAAUGUGGGAAAUCAUUCACUCGUUCUGGUCACCUUCGAAGCCAUGAAAACACACAUACUGGAGAGAAACUGUAUGGAUGUAAGCAAUGUGGAAAAGCAUUCAUUGCUUUGAGUAACCUUCGAAGGCAUGAAAGAACUCAUACUGGAGAGAAGCCGUAUAGAUGUAAACAAUGUGGUAAAGCAUUUAGUCAGUCAAGUGCCCUUCGAAGCCAUGAAAGAAUUCACACUGGAGAAAAGCCUUAUGGAUGUAAGCAAUGUGGGAAAUUUUUCACCCGUUCCAGUCACCUUCGAAGCCAUGAAAAGACUCACACUGGAGAGAAACCCUAUGGGUGUAAGCAAUGUGAAAAAGCAUUCACUGCCUUUAGUAACCUUCAAGUCCAUGAGAGAACUCACAGUGGAGAGAAACCCUAUAGAUGUAAGCAGUGUGGGAAAGCAUCUACUACUUUGAGUAACCUUCGAAACCAUGAAAGGACUCAUACUGGAGAGAAACCCUAUAUAUGUAAACAAUGUGGGAAAGCAUUUACUCAGCACAUUGUCCUUAGAAACCAUGAAAGAGUUCACACUGGAGAGAAACCCUAUGGAUGUAAGCAAUGUGGGAAAUUAUUUACUCAUUCCAGUUACCUUCAAAGUCAUAAAAGGACUCAUACUGGAGAGAAACCCUAUGGAUGUAAGCAAUGUGGGAAAGCAUUUACUCAAGCCAGUGCCCUUCGAAACCAUGAAAGGACUCACACUGGAGAGAAACCCUAUGGAUGUAAGCAAUGUGGGAAAGUAUUUACUCAGUCUAGUUCCCUUCGAAACCAUGAAAGAAUUCACACUGGCGUGAAACCCUAUGGAUGUAAGCAAUGUGGGAAAUUAUUCACCUGUUUUCAUCAUCUUUGAAGACAUGAAAACACUCAUACUGAAGAGAAACCCUAUGGAUGUAAGGACUGGGAGAAAGUUUUCAGUGCUGUUAGAAACUUUUGGAACCAUAAAAGAAUUCAAAGUGGAAAGAAACCCUAUAGAUGUCAGUGA